AUGGUUCUGUUUCGAUUUGAGCUGGCCGAGCUCGAAUGGCUCUCUCAUAAGAUCGACAUGGAGCGGAAGGGCAAGGUCCUGCCAGACGAAGAAGGCACACCGUCUGCCUCUUCUUCUACCCGACCCAAGAGACGAACGCCAACCGCUCGAGCGACCGACAUGGACCGCGAGGACGAGCUCCCAACGGACGAUGAAGACGUACCCGCAGCAUCUUCAUCAGCUCCGGCCAAGAGACGAACGCCAACUACUCGAGCGACCGACAUGGACCGCGAGGACGAGCUCCCAACGGAUGAUGAAUACCUACCCGCAGCAUCUUCAUCAGCUCCCGGCAAAAGACGUAUCAUAACCCCGCGCAAGGGCCGACGUGUUCCAACUCCCACCGUACCAACGGAUGACGAGGUCGAAUCGAGCAUGCCUGUCCAGUCCAGUGCAGCUGGACCCUCUUCGAGGAGGAGAACCUUAGCGUCAGUCAACACCCCGACCCCAGGGGGAAGCGCGGGUAAGCGACCAGCCCCGCCGGAAUUUGACUCAGACGAGGUUGAGGAGGUGCCACCCCCAUACCACUCCCAUCCCGGCUUCCCGAAGCCAGAACGUGACAACAACCGUCGCCCUGCGAAGCGAUCUAAAGGGUCCGGGGCCGGAGCCAAGAGGUACUACGUGGUGAUCGAGGGCUUCGAGAGAGGUAUCAUCUACGACACCUGGCAGGGCUGUAGACACGUCAUCGACCGGUACCCCGGAUCUGUGCACUUCAGCGCCCCGACUAAGGCUGUGGCGAUCAAGCUGUGGAGGGAGAACACAGAUGCGCCGGUUCCCGACGUGAAGCUGAGGACCGAAUUGACCAAGGAAGACUGCGUGGGUCCGGAGCACAACCUGCCGACGUACUACAACCCCAGCAGUCCCAAGUUGCAGCCUUUCUCGUGGCCCAAGGCCAUACGGGUCUUCGUGAGUGAGUACUCGCGACUCAGCAACAAGCUCGAGACGGCGAGCUUGAAGGACGAUAUACGCGGCUUCCUCACUGAGUGCAAUGCCUUGGUCAGUCCAAGCGCGAGCAAGAGACUCGAUGCUUUGGUGAGGAACCACAUUACGAUGAUCGAUGGGUUGAAGCAAGACCACAAGCUGGAGGUCAAGCGCCUUACCGAUGAACUGACGACACUGAAGAUGGUGAUCUACGACCGUCUCCAAGAUUCGCAGCGAUACUAG
Messenger RNA from Alternaria metachromatica, 1200 nucleotides. RefSeq lists its product as uncharacterized. The transcript is spliced from 2 exons. NCBI's taxonomy places the organism in Eukaryota, Fungi, Ascomycota, Dothideomycetes, Pleosporales, Pleosporaceae. The record is from RefSeq and is a predicted model, not a curated record. Bases 1 to 1200 code for a protein of 399 amino acids.